AUGGCACCCAAUAUCCAGAAUGACGAUCCCCUUGGUGCAUUUACUAAACUGUCCUCCUCCAUCUACAUCCAUGAGCCUGAGGACAGCAAAAACAACAUCAACAAAUCCAAGAAUGCCCCCACGAUCGUCGUCGCCUUCUGGAUGAACGCUCCCCUGCGCGCUCUAGCCAAAUAUGUGCUCGGAUACCGUCGACUUGCACCGGCCGCACGCAUCAUUUUCAUCCUCAGCUCGUCAAUUGACAUUCUACGCUCUUCCACCCGCGCGCAACAUGCCCGUCUCUCUCCGGCCAUCCACGUCCUGCGCGAUUGGCUCCCCACUUGCGACGCCCCUAUCCAUUUACACAUGUUCUCCAAUGGCGGGUCUUCACCACCUGCCCCGGGCAUCGUGACGGUGUCGUCCGCCGUGCGCGCAUUCUCAUUCAUUUUACCGAGGUUGUGGGUUCUGCGCAUACUCGGCCGGUUUCUCCUCUGGUCGUUCCUGACCUUGGGUGUGGGUAUCCGUUCGAUUCUACGACGACCUGAUGUGAUCACAGUGUGUCGACGGGCUAUGAAUGAUCGGCAACUGGUCUGUGGGACGGACGGGGACGGGGACGGGGAUGGGGACGGGGAUGGGGAUUCCAAUCCCAAUCCCCAUCGCCAUUCAUAUUCUCCCCCUCGAUGCUAUAUCUAUUCCGAUGCUGAUGAGCUGGUCAAUUGGGUGGAUGUGGAGACGCAUGCUGCUGAGGCGGAAUCAAAAGGUUGGAAAGUCCGAAGAGAGAAGUUUUUUGCUUCUUCGCAUGUUUCGCAUAUGAAGAUGGACCCAGAAAGAUACUGGGGCAUUGUGGCGGACUAUCUACCCUGA
Molecule: messenger RNA, 840 nt
Organism: Aspergillus tanneri
Lineage: Eukaryota; Fungi; Ascomycota; Eurotiomycetes; Eurotiales; Aspergillaceae
Exons: 2
Coding region: 1-840 (279 amino acids)
Source: RefSeq, a predicted model, not a curated record